Sapajus apella (tufted capuchin) is the source of this 2070-nucleotide messenger RNA. It is a transcript of the gene HOXB6, whose product is annotated as homeobox B6. Gene Ontology annotation, molecular function: RNA polymerase II cis-regulatory region sequence-specific DNA binding; DNA-binding transcription factor activity, RNA polymerase II-specific. Lineage: Eukaryota; Metazoa; Chordata; Mammalia; Primates; Cebidae. The record is from RefSeq and is a predicted model, not a curated record. Bases 780 to 1454 code for a protein of 224 amino acids. The transcript has 3 exons. Gene Ontology annotation, biological process: anterior/posterior pattern specification; regulation of transcription by RNA polymerase II. Gene Ontology annotation, cellular component: nucleus.
CAUGAAGAAAUGCAAUAAAUUCCUUGUUGUUUUAUGAAAAUUUACAACUUUGUGAUAGAAGUUUAUGAGUGGUUGAAUCCAGCGAUUGGCCGGCGCCGGUCAUGUGGCCGGGCGAUCGUGAACAUGAACUUUUUAUCAUUUCCCUGGUGGUUAUAAUGCAGCAUUCUUUUGGACACCACACCUAGGUCGGAGCACUGUCGUCCUUCAGGGCUCCAGCCUCUUGAUAUUUUUAUACUUCAGUAUCAGCUCGAUAGAGCAAAAGAGAGAGAGGACGAGAGAGGGGGGUGAGGAGAAAAGAGAGAGAGAGCGAAAGAGGGAGAGAGAGAGCAGGAGGGGUGGGAAUUACACAAAGAGAGAACCAAAAAUAAUUUUGAUUCCUAAGUUAAUUUGCUCACUGAUCUGGGAUUUUAGUCAUCAUGGAGGGUAAAUGGACAAUCUGCCCAGGACUGCAGCCUGAUACUAUUUUUCAAAGCCAGAACUUACUCCAUUUUCUAUGCAAAUGUCAGAAAAAUGAAACACCCUCUCUCCCAAGUCAGAGAAGGGGAAGCGACGGCUCUCACGUUGGGACAAUAUUAUCUGGAAGCUGAAGAAGAAACUGAAUGCUCCUUCUUUCCUCCCUCCCCAUUCCUUUCAAUCCGGAGGGGAAAAAAAACCCCAAGGUCUGCAAAGCUAAAACCCAAUCUCGGAUAUACUACUAAUAGGCGCGGCGCUCGGACUAUAAAACACAACAAAUCAUAAACCCGGCGGAGCAGCAGCGGCCACGCGCGCCUCCCCUCCCAAUGAGUUCCUAUUUCGUGAACUCCACCUUCCCCGUCACUCUGGCCAGCGGGCAGGAGUCCUUCUUGGGCCAGCUACCGCUCUACUCGUCGGGCUAUGCGGACCCGCUGAGGCAUUACCCCGCGCCCUAUGGGCCAGGGCCCGGUCAGGACAAGGGCUUUGCCACUUCCUCCUAUUACCCGCCGGCGGGCGGUGGCUACGGCCGAGCGGCGCCCUGCGACUACGGGCCGGCGCCGGCCUUCUACCGGGAGAAGGAGUCGGCCUGCGCACUCUCCAGCGCCGACGAGCCGCCCCAGUUCCACCCCGAGCCGCGGAAGUCUGACUGCGCGCAGGACAAGAGCGUGUUCGGCGAGACGGAAGAGCAGAAGUGCUCCACUCCGGUCUACCCGUGGAUGCAGCGGAUGAAUUCGUGCAACAGUUCCUCCUUUGGGCCCAGCGGCCGGCGAGGCCGCCAGACAUACACGCGCUACCAGACGCUGGAGCUGGAGAAGGAGUUUCACUACAAUCGCUACCUGACGCGGCGGCGGCGCAUCGAGAUCGCGCACGCCCUGUGCCUGACGGAGCGGCAGAUCAAGAUCUGGUUCCAGAACCGACGCAUGAAGUGGAAAAAGGAGAGCAAACUGCUCAGCGCUUCUCAGCUCAGUGCCGAGGAGGAGGAAGAAAAACCUGCCGAGUGAAGGUGCUGGAAAGGGAGGGAGGACGAGAGGGGAAAGGCCUGUGGGAGCCAAGGGCGUCGGAGAGCCCGGGGAAGGAAGGCUCUCGGGUGGGGGAGCCAGGAGACUUGCUCUCUGGCACACGACAGGCGGGGCCAGCGCUCUCCUGGACGCCCCCGCCCGCACAGCUCCCGGCUGGUGCUCAGAAGCCUCACUGCUCGAGCCCACCCUCGCCCUUCUUUCCCGAGAAACCCGCCUCAGCCUGAUCAGGCUUCCCAGUGAGAACUGAGGAUCGGACUCACUUGAUGUUUCCUGGAAGCAGAGCAAAAUGCUCUUGUCCCUGUCGCAUCUCAUUUCGUCCAUGUCCCCGGUGCACGGUUCAAAGGUAGAUUCGCUGUCCCCUCAGCGGGGGCCUCGAAGACUCCCUGACCCCAGAUCUGUCGUCUCUCCCACCCUCUCCCUAAAGCCACUGGAAGGAGCACAUACUACCUAGAAGUAAGAAGAGGAGCCUCAGAAGAAAACAAAGUUCUAUUUUAUUAAUUUUCUAUGUGUUGUGUUUGUAGUCUUGUCUUAGCUCUGGACGUGAAAUACUUCGGUAAUAAUAUUAAUAUUAAUAAUAAUAAUAAAGAUGUGAAAACUC